AUGGUUGAGCCAUGGAUGAGAACUAUUAUCUUGAUUUUGAAAAUUUGGAGAAAAAAGAGCAACAAUCCUUAUAUUGAUACAAUCAGUUUGUAUGGCUAUGUACUAUUAGUAAUUUAUUACUUUGUCAAUGGUCUCAAGGAUGGUGUAUCACCGUACGUCCUCAUAUCUACACAUAUGUUCCCUUGGAACACCCUGUAUUCUUACUUCCAUGCUGCUUUCAAAAUGUAA
Melampsora larici-populina 98AG31 is the source of this 228-nucleotide messenger RNA. RefSeq lists its product as uncharacterized. The coding region runs from base 1 to 228 and encodes 75 amino acids. The transcript is spliced from 2 exons. The record is from RefSeq and is a predicted model, not a curated record. NCBI's taxonomy places the organism in Eukaryota, Fungi, Basidiomycota, Pucciniomycetes, Pucciniales, Melampsoraceae.